ACCCAUCCAUUAUGGCAGAGACAACCUUCCACGUUGCAAUGUACCCAUGGUUCGCCCUAGGUCACAUUACUUCCUUUCUUCAUAUGGCCAACAAACUUGCCAAGAGAGGCCACAAAAUUUCCUUCUUCUUGCCUGCCAAAACUCUAAGCAAGGUAAAGGCUUUUAAUUCUCAUCCGGAUCUCAUAACCUUCAUUCUGAUCACCGUUCCGCAUGUCAAAGGUCUUCCCCUCGGUGCCGAAACGACAAACGAUGUUCCGUUCCCUUUGCAUCACCUCAUCAUGACUGCCAUGGAUCUCACCGAAGCGGAUAUAGAAGCAUCCCUCCGCAAACUCAAACCCCAAUUCGUUUUCUUCGAUUUCACUUGUUGGUUGGCUGCCUUGACUCGCAAGCUAGGCAUAAAGUCCGUGCACUAUUGUGCCAUCAGCUCCGCGACUAUCGGCUUUCUUCUUAGUCCUUCAAGAAAAAUUCUCGAGGGAGGUUUCAAUGAACUUGAUCUCCUUGAACCUCCCGAAGGUUUUCCAUCCUCGAGAAUAAAGCUACACGCACAUGAAGCUCGAGGAUCAGCCGCCGGUGCAGCAAAGGAAUUCGGGAGUGGUAUUUCAUUCGUAGAGCGCCAGAUGAAGUCAUUGAUUGAUUGUGAUGCUAUUGGUUUCAAGACAUGCAAGGAGAUUGAAGGGCCUUAUUGUGAAUAUAUCCGAAGCCAAUUCAAAAAGCCGGUGCUUUAUGCUGGUCCGGUCGUGCCGGAACCACCGAAAACGACGUUGGAAGAACAAUGGGAAAAGUUAUUAAGCAAAUUCGGAGCCGGGACUGUGAUAUUCUGUGCCUUCGGAAGUGAGUGUGUUCUCAAAAAGGAUCAGUUCCUAGAACUGGUUCUAGGGCUCGAGUUAACAGGUCUACCAUUCCUGGCUGCCCUGAAACCACCAAUGGGAGCCGAAGCAAUCGAGUCAGCCUUGCCGGAAGGGUUCGAAAAAAGGGUACAAGGAAGAGGGUUCGUCCAUGGAGGCUGGGUGCCACAACAAUUUAUCCUGAGGCACACUUCCUUGGGGUGUUUCGUGACCCAUUGUGGCUCAGGCUCGCUGGCUGAGGCUAUGGUGAAUGACUGUCAACUGGUGCUGUUACCCCACGUCGGGGAUCAAAUAAUUAACGCAAGAUUAAUGGCUCGAGAGUUGAGAAUUGGGGUGGAGGUUGAGAAAGGCGAAGAGAAUGGGCUGUUUACAAAGGAUGAUGUUUACAGGGCAGUGAUGACCGUAAUGGACGACGGCAAUGAGUUGGGAAAAGAGACGAGGGCUAACCAUGCUAAAUGGAAAGAGUUUCUUCUAGCACCGGGGCUUGAAAAUUCUUACAUGAAUGACUUUAUCAUGAAAUUGCAUGCCUUGCUGUGAAGAGGGUGCU
Messenger RNA from Hibiscus syriacus, 1392 nucleotides. Its product is annotated as cyanidin 3-O-galactoside 2''-O-xylosyltransferase FGGT1-like. The coding region runs from base 12 to 1382 and encodes 456 amino acids. Gene Ontology annotation, molecular function: UDP-glycosyltransferase activity. The transcript has a single exon. The record is from RefSeq and is a predicted model, not a curated record. NCBI's taxonomy places the organism in Eukaryota, Viridiplantae, Streptophyta, Magnoliopsida, Malvales, Malvaceae.